UGUUGAGAUCCCGUCGGGGGCGGUACAUACUCGAAUAUCAGUAACUCAAGUUUCGUGCUUUAACAUCGUGUGUUGUGUGAGAAAACUUUUGGUGUUACUAUUUAUACUGUUUUGCUCUUGCUGUUGUUCGCUGUUAUCUAUAAAACGAUACCCUGCCUUGAAUCACCUACAACCUGUAAGACCGACGUGAUAUAAAUGUGGCUCAGCGACCUGAAUGAUCUUGACAUCGACAGCUCCACCUAUUAAAUUGUUAGCAUGGUGGUGGUGCUGAACGGCGUGCUUGCGGACGAGUGUCCGACGUCCGUGCGCGCGCUUCUAGCCAGCCACCCCGGCUACAGAGACGCAGCCGCGCAACUGCUGGCCGCGGCGGCACGCGUUGUACCGCCGCAAGGGCUACUGUACGUGGGCCAGCGAGAAUUGGCCGCUGUGGUGCCGCACGACAAAAACGUGAGCAUCAUUGGUUCAGAUGACGCGACAUCAUGUAUUAUUGUAGUUGUCAGACAUUCAGGGUCUGGAGCGGUCGCGUUAUCCCAUCUCGAUGGCUCGGGGAUGGCAGAGGCGGCAGCUGCUAUGGUAGCUCGAGUCCAGCAACUGGCGGUGGGAUAUCCUGAAGGAAGGCUGGAGCUGCAACUGGUUGGCGGGUUCACUGACCCCCACCGCUACUCAGACGAGCUGUUUGCGAAUAUUAUGUUGGCAUUCCACCGUCUCAGCGUCGAGAUCGACCUCCUGCUCGCAUGCUGCUGCGAGCUGAACACCGCGUUAGGAGGGGGAUCUCCCGCCCCCCUCGUGACCGGGGCCGGCGUGGACGUGCGCUCGGGCUCCCUGUUCCCUGCCACGUUCCCCGACAAGGGGCCGGAGACCCCGCUGCGGGGCGCGCGCGUCAUCACGGGCGGUCCGCAUACGGCGCAGGUGCUGGAUAUAUACGAUAACGCCGUCGGCAUGCUUCGCAUCGGGCCAUUCAACUACGACCCUUUACGUGGCGUCGAUCUGUGGCUUGAGCAAUCCGACGACUUCAUACUGCAGCACUUAAGCACCACGCCCGCCGUAGAACCGCCCCACUUCGUGCACAAUAUACGAGUGACGCUGAAGUUCAUCCAGCAACAUCCGUUCCCGGCGGUGACGGUGUUCCCAGAUAACCGACCUCACUACUAUCGCCGCGACGAACAUUCCGGAUGCUGGGCGCCCGUACGUUUCUAACUUCACACGAGUUAUGUCCAAAUAUAUUAAUUUUCGAAUCCACAUCGACUAUGUUUCUUUAAAUUUAAUGAUAUUAAAGUCAUUUCUAAUCGAAGACUAACGCACGCGGUAAAAAAGUUUUUUUUUCUAUAAAUUACCGUUUUGAGUUUAAACAUCCG
Messenger RNA from Chilo suppressalis (striped riceborer), 1355 nucleotides. Lineage: Eukaryota; Metazoa; Arthropoda; Insecta; Lepidoptera; Crambidae. The record is from the annotation of a GenBank genome assembly.